AUGGCGCAACAAGUUGACACGGCAAUUCAAUACCACGGAAAAAAGCGCCCGGCAGAAAGCGAGCCCGAAGACCAACCUUUGGCAAAAAGAUUUGGACGGUUACACAUAGAGUCCAUUGCAAACCUCAAUGGCCUAGGAUAUGAUGAAUCGCCGACACUUACACAGAACACGCCAAAUUUGACUGACCAAAUGCUAUUGGAUGACACCAAAGAUACGGUUUACAUCCAUGAUAUUGAUCGCGAGUUAGCAGAAAGCCAGGCCCAACAAGACACCAUCAGUAUCCUACCAGGAGUUGCAGAGGCACUGCUGCCUAUACCGAAAACUCUUAUCGCAAAAACUAAAUCCCAAAGCAAUGAACUUGUUCUUUACCAGGAACCCCAAUCAUUGUCAAUACCAGAAGAACAGGACAAUGUGCGGCGAGCGAUAGCUGAAACGCGGGCACGGGCAAGGCAAGCAAGUUUGGGCUUUUCAUCUACAUCUGAGAGCACAGCUAAAAGUGGUUUUGGAAUCAUAAAUGAAAAAAUCAGGAAUCAUGAUGAUGGCGAUGAUGUUAUGGACAUAGACCCUGUACUCUAG
This is a messenger RNA of Aspergillus chevalieri, 576 nucleotides long. RefSeq lists its product as uncharacterized. The transcript has 2 exons. The coding region runs from base 1 to 576 and encodes 191 amino acids. Lineage: Eukaryota; Fungi; Ascomycota; Eurotiomycetes; Eurotiales; Aspergillaceae. The record is from RefSeq and is a predicted model, not a curated record.